AUGUCAAACUGGCCCAAAGUCACAGACCAAAAUCCUCUUGGUCUGGAUGAUCCAUCAUUGCUCAUCCAGAAAGGUCUCAUUGAUGGUAAAUGGGUAGAUACCGAUUCUGGGAAGACCUUUGAAGUCCAAGACCCGGCAUCCGGCAAAGUGAUUGGUACUUGUCCCGACCAGACCGUAGCCGACACGAAAGCAGCCAUUGACGCUGCCUACAAAGCAUUCUCGACAUACAGGACAACCAGUCCAGCUCAACGACAAGCUUACCUCACUGAACUACACCGAUUAUACCAGGCUAGUAUCAAUGAUAUCACACGAUUGAUUGUAUGGGAAAAUGGAAAAUCAUGGAAUGACGCGUUCGCAGAAGCUACUUAUGCUGGAUCGUUCUUCUCUUGGUUUGCUGGAGAAGCUAUAAGAACCAACGGAGAAACUAUCCCUUGUUCUGUACCUGGAACAAGAAAUAUAACCAUCAAGCAACCUAUUGGAGUUGUAGCUUUACUUGUUCCAUGGAAUUUCCCAGCUGCUAUGAUUGCUAGAAAACUAGGUCCCGCUUUGGCAGUCGGUUGUACCAGUGUUGUCAAAGUUCCAAGUGAAACUCCGUUCACCACUUUAGCCAUCGUCGAACUCGCUCGAAGAGCAGGUGUACCAGAUGGAGUGAUCAACGUUAUCACAACAGAUUCCAACUUACAAGACGUCGGUAAAGAAUUAUGUACAAACCCUUUAGUACAUAAAGUAUCUUUCACAGGAUCAACAAGGGUCGGCAAAAUAUUAGCUGAACAAUGUACUUCGACACUCAAGAAAAUGUCAUUGGAACUAGGCGGAAAUGCACCUUUAAUCGUAUUUGACGAUGCGGAUUUACCAACUGCUGUGGCUGGAACAAUAGCUUCUAAAUUUAGAGGUUCAGGUCAAACCUGCGUUUGCGCAAACAGAAUUUACGUCCAAGAUGGAAUUUAUGAUAAAUUCGCCAAAGCAUUAGCUGAAAAGGUAGCCCAAUUCAAAGUUGGAUGUGGAUUUGAUGAAGGUGUAACUCAUGGUCCAUUGAUUCAUAUGAGACAGGCUGAUAAAGUCGAUGAGCACGUCCAAGAUGCUGUCUCCAAAGGCGCCAAAAUCCUAGUUGGCGGUAAAAGAGGCAAGGGAACGGAAUACAUACCAACUGUAUUAGCAGAUGUUUCAGACGACUGUCUUAUCACAACAGAAGAGACUUUUGGACCUGUUGCUGCCUUGUUCAGAUUCAAGACUGAAGAAGAAGUGAUUGCCAAAGCCAAUAACACUGAAGUUGGUCUUGCAGGUUAUUUCUUCUCUGAAGAUGUAGACAGGGUGUUCAGAGUAUCAGAAGCGUUGGAGACUGGUAUGGUCGGCGCCAACACCGGAAUGAUCAGUCAAGCUGUUAUCCCCUUCGGUGGUAUCAAAGAAUCAGGUUACGGUAAAGAAGGUGGACACCAAGGCACAGAAGAAUACAUGGUUACUAAAUUGAUUGCUAUCGGAUCCAGGAUCAAGCAAUGA
This is a messenger RNA of Kwoniella shivajii, 1497 nucleotides long. RefSeq lists its product as uncharacterized. Gene Ontology annotation, cellular component: cytoplasm. The record is from RefSeq and is a predicted model, not a curated record. NCBI's taxonomy places the organism in Eukaryota, Fungi, Basidiomycota, Tremellomycetes, Tremellales, Cryptococcaceae. Gene Ontology annotation, molecular function: succinate-semialdehyde dehydrogenase (NAD+) activity. The transcript is spliced from 7 exons. Bases 1 to 1497 code for a protein of 498 amino acids. Gene Ontology annotation, biological process: GABA catabolic process.